UGGAUAACAUAAGGGAGAAGGGGCUGUGAUUCACACUCCAGCACAGCAGAGGGAGGUAUAAACGUCUCUCCUAACCACACAUUAAACCCACCAAAGAACAGUACAUUUUAUUUUAAACACAGUUUUUUUUCUCACUCCAGGUGUUUGCUCAUUUUUCGACAUUGAGCUUUUCAUGUGUAGUGUUAUUCAAGGUAACUGGAGUCUUAAAAAGAGUUUUUAAAAGUCUGAAGACCCGGAAGGAAAAAGAGAAGUGCGUGUUGGUUGGAACACGACGAUAACGUUAUGGGGAUCGGUUAUUUCAGGUUACUAAGACACACAUUUUAACCGGAUAAGAUGUCUGAUGUCAAAGAGGAGGUGAUCUCUUCUGAAGAGAUGAGAAAAAGACUUUAUAAGACGUUUAAGAAUCGAGGUCUACUGGACACUCUAAAGACCCAGCUUCGCAACCAUCUGAUCCAAGAGCUGAAGCACCCAGCUGUAAGUGGAGAGCCUGUGGCCAGGACACUCACUCCAGAAGCGGACUCAAUGUUGGUCACAGCCUCUAAUAGUCUAGUCUUGGACCACCUCCACAGGGCAGGAUAUGAGUACACCUUGUCUGUGUUUUACCCUGAGUGUGGGCUGGAGAGGGGCAAGGAGUUUUCUACAAGAGAUCUCCUACAACUCAUGAAAAUCAGCCCACAGUCUACACUGUAUAAAUCACUGACAUCCGGUAUUGGGAAGGAUAAACAAAGAGGUUUCCUGAUGAAGCUGCUCAUUGAGCUAAUGGACCAUCACAUACACAGGAAUUGCUGCGACGCUGACACACAGACCAGCAGUACCCUGCCUCACAGGGAGUCCCUGCUUGAGAAGAUGCAAAUGAUAGAUGAUGAGUAUGCAGCCCUUCAGCAAAGAGCCCCCAGGUGGGAGUCUCUGGAAGCGAAGUUGGCCGAGUACAGGAAGGAGAUUGAGGCGCAAUCUCAAGCAGAGGUGAAGGCUAAGCUGAAACAUUUUAAGGAUAUGGAAGUUGCCAAAAUGAAGAUGGAGGAGAAGGAGACCUUCCGGAAGGAGAUUGUGAAACUAAGACACAACAUGGAGAGGACCUACCAGCUGAAAUCCAAGGCUCUGAUCAACAGAGAGAAGAAUGCCAUCGAGAGAUUACAGAAACAGCAGGAGGUAAUUGAUGAGAAGGAAGUGUACAUGCAGAGACAGCUGCUGCUGAAAGAAGUGGAUUGUUUGUGGAGCAAGGAGGCAGAACUGAGGCAGAGGACCGAGGAUUUUGAAAAGGCUUGUAGACGGCAGGAGGAGAAGAUCAGGAGCACAGAGGAGCUGCUGGGACACAGAGAGCUGGCAGCAAGGAACCUGGAAGACAUGUAUGACCAAAAGCUGAAGAAUGAGCUGACCAGAUACCAGCUGGAGCUAAAACAAGAGUAUCUCCAAAGAACUCAAAAGGUUACAGAGGAUGAGAAAAGAAACGAAAUGGAAGCGGUUCGCCUGCAGAAGGAGGCAGCCUGCAUUGAGGCAAAGGCAGAGGAAUACAGACGCACCUGCACUGAACUGCAGAGACUGCAGAUGGUACUGGACAAUGCGCUGUCACAGACCACUUUGCUGACUCAGCAAAACAAACUGCUGAAGGAGCAGCUGGAAGCCAUGAGUGACUACCCAAUGCUGAAGAGGGAGAGAGUGGAGCUGCAGGCCCAGCUGAGGCUCAUCAAGAGGCAGCUGGAGGAGGUACAGGAGGAGAACCACCACUUGCAAACUGAUCUCAGCAAGCCUUCUCAGGAGCAGCUGGCCCUGCAGGCCAAGUUGUGGAGGGUGGAGGGUGCCAGGAAGCUGGAGGAGGAGGAGUUUGAGAACCAGAAGCAGAUCCUGCAGGUGCAGCUGCAGCAUGAGGUGGAGCGCUGUGCACAGCUGAAGGACCAGCUGAUGGAGUGUGAGGAGAGAACUCAGCGCAUGGCAUCCCAUGCUGAAGACCUCAAACUACAGCUUCGACAAACACAGCUUGCCCUGGAAAAUGAGGUGCUUCGCUGCUCCAAGCCAUACCUGGUGGACCGCUUUGUGCUAGACCUUGCUGAUGAUAAGAUUGUGCCCCCUGAUAUCUACAUAGAUGGCCCAGUUCAGAGGAACCUGUAUGACCUAGGCCCAGAGCCCCACAGGCACCAACAUCAGUGGGCCUGCAGUGGUUCGCCAAACUGCAACACAGAGCUGGUAGCUGGUACCAAGGCCCGGAUCCAAGAACUGGAAAAGGAGGCAGAGUCCCUGGAGGAGGCAUACCGGAAUUAUCAGCAGAGGGCGCUGCAUGCAGUAGUGUCCAGCCUGCAGCCUGCCAAUGCUCGCUCCCCUCAACAGAAGAGGCUCCCAGGCCACCCCAUGGGCCCUACGGACCCACACACCAGGGUGACAUUUGCUCAGGACAACCCACCCCCUCUCCUCUCAGCACUGAUUAGCAGCCAGCUGUUUGAGUCCCAGGAUCCAGGGAUGCGAACCCCCCCUGAAAGAAGCUCCGGUCCACCUAGACGCCUGUCAUCCACACCCCUCUCCAUCUCCAAGAGGCAGAUCAGACGUGACACAGCGGAAGACACACAGGUCUCUCCUGUAACAUUCCACGACCUGUCUCCUGAGAGGCAACUGUCUCCAAUCCCUCACAGUAGAGCCUCAUUGCACAGAAGCCUCACAGGCUGCCCAAUUCUGAAGAGUAUUGCACAAGAGCCAAUCGGUUCAGAGAAUGAACAGAAAGACCAUCUUUCAAGCACAGGGUCCUCUCCUCAUCCUGAAAAAAUAACGCUGGACGAUCUUACAGAGCCGCCACCAGACCUCGGCUACAUUCUGCAGACAGGCCAGAACCAAGCAAAGCUUGUCCAUGAGGUGCCCCAACAUGGCCUCAUGAUCACCCCACCAGAGUCCCCUUCAGUACAGCUGCAGGUUCUCAAAUGCGGUACGGUGUCCACAGAGGCCCAUCAGUCCCCCAUGGAAGCAGGCAGAGGAGGAGAGGAAGAUAAGGAAGAGGAGUUGCAGUGGGAGGAGGAAAGGAAGAGAAGAGAGGAGAAGAGGAAGCAGGAUAGACAGGAGGCCCUGGAGAGGGAGCAGAGGGAACUGGAGAGGGUAAGUAUCCAUAGUGCACUGCUCCUGUACUGCUCCAGCACAGUUAAACGUGGGCAACAAGAGUUUAUUCAUGUGCUGAUGUGUAAUAACCUCCCUCCCAAGCUGCUGAAGGAGGAGGAGCAGCAGCAGGAGCUUAGAGAGGAGUGUCAGGAAGAGGAAGAGGACAUUGGUGGGGAAGUGUUCUGUGACAAAGAGGUGCAAGAAUCAGUAGAGGGACAGGAUAUCCCCUCCAACACAAGCCCACUCCAGAAAGGCCAGGAACAGAACACUCUCUCCCAUGGAGACCCAGCUCAGAAAGGCCAGCAACAGGAUACUCUCUCCAACGCAGACCCACUCCAAAAGUACAUGAGGAUAGUGAUGGAAGGAAAACAGAGUCCAAAGGAUGACAUGGAGGGCAGAAGCCUGGAGUUUGAAAUCUUGUCUGAUGAAAAAGACAACAGCAUAGCUUCCUUCUCUCAGAACAAUGCAGAUGAAGAUUUCUGGUGAAGUGAGCUUGUAAGGAAAGAGCUGCAGAAGUUUAACACAUGUAAAUACCUCUUAAACAUUUCAAUUUUAUGUUUAGUUAUGCCUUUUCCCCCAGAUUUUACUGAAAUAUUUAGGAUGUACCUGAUUUUUUUUUAAAGCUGAAAUAUCAUUUCAGUGGAAAUAAACGUGAUAUUCAUUCAAAUAUGUUCUAUGGCUGUGUAUCUACCAGCAAAAUGGCUCUUCUCACGUAAACACAUUUGGCCUCAGUGUCAGCCACAUUGCCCUAAGUUCCCAGAACUCCAAAUAUCUAAUCACUACAUAUUUCAGCCUGGACAUUUUAACACUUCCAGGUAAUAGAGGUUAUGCACUGACAUCACUUUCCUGCCGGAAUACGCCCCCUCAGUCGGACUGAGUGGCAAAACAUCCUGCAACA
Molecule: messenger RNA, 3973 nt
Organism: Megalops cyprinoides (Indo-Pacific tarpon)
Lineage: Eukaryota; Metazoa; Chordata; Actinopteri; Elopiformes; Megalopidae
Gene: ofd1
Product: OFD1 centriole and centriolar satellite protein
Exons: 22
Coding region: 334-3561 (1075 amino acids)
Biological process (GO): epithelial cilium movement involved in determination of left/right asymmetry
Cellular component (GO): ciliary basal body; centrosome
Molecular function (GO): protein binding
Source: RefSeq, a predicted model, not a curated record